UGGCUCCCCAGUGCCUCUCGGAUACUCUGGAUUAACGCACAGUGAUGUAUAAUCCACAGAAUGCCCAGCAGUAUCGGAAAAAGAUUUAAACCGACAAAAUACAUCCCCGUCUCUACUGCAGCCGCCUUAUUAGUGGGGUCAACUUCGCUCUUUUUCGUCUUCACGUGCCCGUGGUUGACCAGAGCCAUCUCCCCAGCCGUUCCACUCUACAAUGGGCUCGUAUUCCUGUUUGUGCUUGCAAACUUCAGUAUGGCCACAUUUAUGGACCCGGGAGUCUUCCCACGAGCUGACGAAGACGAGGACAAAGAUGACGACUUCCGAGCCCCACUCUAUAAGAACGUGGAGAUCAAAGGAAUCCAAGUUCGGAUGAAAUGGUGCGCCACCUGCCACUUUUACCGCCCUCCACGCUGCUCCCAUUGCAGCGUUUGUGACAACUGUGUUGAGGAUUUUGAUCACCACUGCCCUUGGGUUAAUAACUGUAUCGGACGACGCAACUACCGCUAUUUUUUCCUUUUCUUGCUGUCUUUAAGUGCCCACAUGGUUGGCGUGUUCACCUUCGGGCUUAUCUAUGUCUUACACCAUGCUGAAAAAGUGGGCGUGGCCCACACCGCCGUUACGAUGACAGUCAUGUGUAUCGCUGGGCUUUUCUUCAUCCCAGUGAUUGGUCUGACUGCCUUCCACAUUGUUUUGGUGGCACGAGGACGCACGACCAACGAGCAGGUGACGGGUAAGUUCCGUGGAGGAGUCAAUCCUUUUACGCAAGGGUGCUGUGGGAAUGUGGAACAUGUCCUCUGCAGCCCCCUGGGCCCUAGGUACAUUGUGGAUCCCAAGAAGAAGGAGAUGGUAAGCGUGAAGCCACCGUUCCUGAGGCCGGAUCUAAAGGAGCGACAGAUCACCGUCAAAAUCAGCGACAACGGUGUUCAAGCCAACCUUAUACACAGCAAGUCUAAAAUUAGCCUAGAAGGGCUGGAUGAAAAAACCAUGGAUAUACAGCCUCCGCUUCCACCCAAAGGAGAUUCCAGUAAAUACAGUGAACUGGGAAGCACUGAAGAGAGCAGCCUUUCUCCCAAACUGAUCAGCCCUCCCACGCCUGCCAUGUAUAAAUACCGCCCUGCUUUCAGCAACAACUCGAAAGUUCUCUAUCGCGGAACAUCUGAGCAGAUCUCCAUCCAGGAUGGUCUCAGGCAAAGCUCCCUGGCCGAUGACAACGACAGCAGCCUGGAUUAUCAAUCUGAGCCCAGCAUGGAGCUCCCCAACUAUCGGAAGAGUUCCCUUCACAAAACCUACCAGUCUUCUCCACUCCAAGCGGAUUCUUUCGCUGCCAACUCGAGAUCCCUCAGCCUGAAAACGGGGGUCCGGAGAGGCACCGACAAACUGCCCCUCCAUCCCAUGAAGUCCGAAGGGGCGACCUCAACCCCCUACAAGAGCGUCUUCGCCCCCAAUUCUCUCUCCAACAGGAACGGGAGCUUAUCCUACGACAGUUUGCUCAAUCCCAUUUCCCCUUCCGGGAAGCGGUGCAUCGCGCACGCCGCGGUGGGCUCCGUCGGAUACCACUCGCCCUAUUUGUCUGCCAAAAUGUGCCAUCUGCGGGGCAGGGAACUCCAGCGCCCGUCUCCCCAGGCCUUUAGCCCCGGGCAGAGUGGGCCAGCCCCGCAUCCACGGGACCCCUCUCCAGUCCGCUACGACAACCUGUCAAAAACCAUUAUGGCGUCCAUCCAAGAAAGGAAGGAGAUGGAGGAGAGAGAAAAGCUCCUUCAUUCUCACCCAGACUCCGUGUUUGCCGAUUCAGGGGUGUAUGACACCCCGAGUUCUUACAGCCUUCAGCAAGUCAGCCUGCUGUCGGACGACCCCCGUAGCUUAAUCCUGAGAUACGGCUCCAGAGACAAUCUGAUCCCGAGCAGCAGCUUUAGCACCCGGAACCCAGCCUUGCAGACGUCUGUUUCUUCCCUCUCCAGCGCCAUGACCCGAGUGUCAAGGACUUCCACACCUUCUCUCCAAGCAGACCUAGCCAAUAACAACAUCCAAGCCCAUCAGGCACUGCAGGGCAGGAUGAGUAACGGCUCCUACAAGUCGCCAAGCCACCAGGUUCCUUCAUCUCCAAGCGGGAUCCACAGAUCUCCUUCGUACGGGGCUCCCAAAUCGGUCUCCUUUCUUAACACGGUGGAUCUAACCGAAGCCCAAUCCGUAGGAACUGCGAGAGAGGACAUCCCGCUGAAGACCCCUCACAGUAAAAUCAAUGGACAGCCGAAGGGUCUUUCCAGAGCUGAGGGUCGAAUCGGCUCCACGCCUAGUGCCCAAGGUCCUCCCUUGAGUCCAGCGAGACACUCAAACGUUAAGAAAGUCUCUGGGGUGGGCGGAACAACCUAUGAGAUUUCAGUGUAAACAAAAAGAAGAAGACGAUGAGUAGGAGUA
Molecule: messenger RNA, 2412 nt
Organism: Protobothrops mucrosquamatus (brown spotted pit viper)
Lineage: Eukaryota; Metazoa; Chordata; Lepidosauria; Squamata; Viperidae
Gene: ZDHHC8
Product: zinc finger DHHC-type containing 8
Exons: 11
Coding region: 61-2382 (773 amino acids)
Biological process (GO): protein palmitoylation
Molecular function (GO): palmitoyltransferase activity
Source: RefSeq, a predicted model, not a curated record